AUGGAGUUGAGCUCAGAGAAACAGACCUCUGGCAGUGAAAACCUAGCCGUGUUGUAUAACGUGUCUUAUCGGUUUAUCGUGUCUGAUCUCGAGGUGCGCGUCAGAUCAAUUCGCGUCGUGAACGCAUUCCGUAGCUCCCUCUACGAAGGCCUUGAGAAACCAGACUCCAGACCGUCCAUCCAUAACUUCAUGACCCACCCAGAGUUUAGGAUAGAAGACACCACGCCUCACAUCCCCCUGAUAGACGACACUGACCUGGAAGAGGACCCUGCGUUGAGGAUGAUCCCUCAGUCCCAGACAGGCAGCCAGCCCCAGUCCCCCAACAAGAACAACAACGCUGUCGACAGCGGCAUCAACCUCACCAUCGACACCACCAGUCAAUCAGCUGCAUCCUCCGGCCCAGCCAGCCCACUGCACAGUCUGGAGACCUCCCUCUAGUGGCCUGCAGCUGGCUGGUGAAGACCUCAUCUGCAACCUUGGAGACACCAGCCCACUGCAGCCAUUGGAGACCUCUAGCAACACCUUCUGACAGCCUGGCUGGUGGAGACCUCCGUCUGCAAUCUGGAGACCUCCUUCACUGCCAUUUGGAGACCUUUCCCUACUGCAAUAUAGAGCUUUCUAUACUGCAAUAUAGAGACCUUUCUCUACUGCAAUAUAGAGACCUUUCUCUAUUGCAAUAUAGAGAGCUUUCUCUACUGCAAUAUAGAGACCUUUCUCUACUGCAAUAUAGAGAGCUUUCUCUACUGCAAUAUAGAGACCUUUCUCUACUGCAAUAUAGAGACCUUUCUCUACUGCAAUAUAGAGAUAUUUCCCUACUGCAUUAUAGAGACCUUUCUCUACUGCAAUAUAGAGACCUUUCUCUACUGCAAUAUAGAGACCUUUCUCUACUGCAAUAUAGAGACCUUUCUCUACUGCAAUAUAGAGUCCUUUCUCUACUGCAAUAUAGAGACCGUUCUCUACUGCAAUAUAGAGACCUUUCUCUACUGCAAUAUAGAGUCCUUUCUCUACUGCAAUAUAGAGACCGUUCUCUACUGCAAUAUAGAGACCUUUCUCUACUGCAAUAUAGAGAGCUUUCUCUUGAGGCCUGGUGGAGAUAUCUACUGCAGCCUGGUGGAGAUAUCUACUGCAGCCUGGUGGAGAUAUCUACUGCAGCCUGGUGGAGAUAUCUACUGCAGCCUGGUGGAGAUAUCUACUGCAGCCUGGUGGAGAUAUCUACUGCAGCCUGGUAGAGAUAUCUACUGCAGCCUGGUGGAGAUAUCUACUGCAGCCCGGUGGAGAUAUCUACUGCAGGUUGGAGACUUCUGUCUUUCAGUCUCUUAGACACCUCCUUUGUCUGCAGUUUGGAGACCUUCCUCUAGCCUCAGUCUGUCUCCUGCAAUCUCUCCUCCUGUACCUGGAGAAAACAUCAUACCACACAUACAAUCAGAAAGCACAACAAAGCCAACACACAGGACAUGUGUGUGUACUGUGUGUGUGUGUGUGUGUGUGUGUGUGCGCGCUGCUGACUGACUGAACCAUGUUUCUAGCAGCAGUGAAGAGGAGGACCUGAAAGUGAGUGAAAAGACAGCAUAAACUACAACCCACUCCUCUCUCCGUCCUCACAUUAACAAUGACUGUUUCUCCUAAUAGAUUCAAUUAAAAACAUGUAUUAUUGCUCCUGCAUGAAUGUACAUUAUCCAAUGUUUUUAUUUAAAUCGUUUUUAAAAUUUGAUUGGGUGGGUGAGAAGUGGAUUGCUUCUUUAAGGCAACUUUAUUCGGAUCGUUGGUCUGCGAGUUCUUUAAGUGUAAAAAUGUAUUUGGUUUAUAAAAAUGAGAGGUGUGUCAAGGCCGUAGGACUCAACAAGCACAGUAGAUUUACACCUGUUGGAAAAGAGGAACCCAUAAAUAAAUAACAUUUCUUAAACUUAUGAUAUAUAUAUAUAUAUAUACAGAGUUUAUCUUCAUUUGUUGGCAUGUUGCCUUGUUUCUGCUUCGAUGGCUCUAACUACUUUGAACUUAUUUAUGUCCUUAAGAGAAUGUCAUUGGUUUACAACACCUGUAGAAACUUCCUGGUUGUAGGGUUCCAAACCAUUCAGCAGAUGUAGUUGAAAAAAAAAAAAAAAACUCAAGUUGUUUGAGUUCUCCUCAUUGGUGUUUAUAAUAUACCGUGUACUGGACUUGCCUGCUAUCAAAUAGUGUAGAUAUUUUUUAGAGGAUAACAAAAGAUUAUGGGAUGUAAUAAUUCAUGUUAGUUAAUAUUAUAUGAUUGUUGGGAUGAACUUUGAACCUUUGUUUCCAAACAGAGAUGUUAAUAAGACUAAAGGUUUUAUUUCUUUAAUUACAAUUUUUCUUAUUUUUCUUAUUUUUGCGUUCAAAGCUUGAAAUGUAACUUAAAUUGAGACUUACUCCGAGCUGAGCGGCCGCACAGGCUUUCUAUAACGGACAUGUCUCCUAUAUAAAAAAAAAACUGCUAGUUUUAAGGAUUUUUACAUUUUAUUUUGUGUGACCAUCAAAGGCUGCGAUGGAUUUAUAUUAGAAACUUGCAAACUAAUAUUUGGUUUAUCUGUAUAGAAAAAUCUAAAAGUUGUGUUGAAAAUCUUGUGAUAUAAUGUGUUGAUGGAUUGUUUUAUUAUUUUAUUGAUUUCUUGUUUUCCUUUUGAAAAAUAAUAAGAAAAAACAACACACGGCGAUCCAAAGCUAUUGGCAUUUUGAACGACUAAAAA
Molecule: messenger RNA, 2702 nt
Organism: Oncorhynchus nerka (sockeye salmon)
Lineage: Eukaryota; Metazoa; Chordata; Actinopteri; Salmoniformes; Salmonidae
Product: plasma membrane calcium-transporting ATPase 2-like
Exons: 5
Coding region: 1-438 (145 amino acids)
Molecular function (GO): P-type calcium transporter activity
Source: RefSeq, a predicted model, not a curated record